Molecule: messenger RNA, 2059 nt
Organism: Ctenopharyngodon idella (grass carp)
Lineage: Eukaryota; Metazoa; Chordata; Actinopteri; Cypriniformes; Xenocyprididae
Gene: pdcb
Product: phosducin b
Exons: 4
Coding region: 548-1261 (237 amino acids)
Biological process (GO): regulation of G protein-coupled receptor signaling pathway
Source: RefSeq, a predicted model, not a curated record
UUGCAAUCAGUGAUUUACUGAGAGUAGUGAAAGGUACUGGUGCUGGAGGGGGUGUGAGUUCAGAGGCUAGCGGGGGAAAAUGAAGACUCUGAGCUCUAGUAUUAAGCUGCUAAUCUGCUGCGGUGACGUCCACGCAUUUGAAAUGAAAAAAAAAAUCUGUUUAAUGUCCGACCUGAACACAAACAAAUAUCUACAUUGAUCAUUUUAAUAUUGGCAUUAGGGUGGCAUCUAAUUAUUUUAUGGUAUUUCCUGUAGAAUCAAAUAGUAAGGUGCAUUAAAAAGAAUAAAAGGUAAACUGACUUAAUCCAAUUUAAAGUGCCAGGGUUGAAAUGGGGAGUUGAUGCAUGUUCUGAAUUAAUCGAGGACAGUUCAUGUGUCAUUCCAUGACAUCAUAUCACCGACGUCCACUCGUGCAAACAAAUUGGAUCAUGGGGUAACCUAAUCUUCUUACUCCUGAUAAACCUAAUAUCUUCCAAGAAAGAGUGAUCAGGUUCGGCGCACAAAGACACUGUGCCAACAUUUAAAUUAAGAUAAUCAACAGAUAAAAAUGUCUGACAGAAUCGUGGAUGAGGAACCAGUGACUGUAACUCACACAGGACCAAAGGGUGUCAUCAAUGACUGGCGUAAAUUUAAAUUGGAAAGCAUGGACCAGGAGGUUCUGCCUCCCAGCAAGAGAGAGCUGCUAAGACAGAUGUCGUCUCCUCAAAAACCCAAAGACGUUUGUGUGGGUGGAUUCAAUCGCAAGAUGAGUGCUCAGGAGUAUGAGUUGAUAAAGGAAGAUGAUGAGAAAAGUCUGCGUAAGUACCGCAAGCAGUGCAUGCAGGAGAUGCACGAGCGCCUGAGCUUCGGGCCCAAAUUCGAGGCCGUAUAUGACCUUGACAGUGGCGAGGCCUUUUUAGAGGUCAUUGAGAAGGAGCACCGGCUCACAGUGGUGGUGGUGCACAUCUACAAAGAUGGAGUGAAGGGGUGCGAGGCACUUAACAGCUGCAUGGAUUGCUUGGCCACCGAAUAUCCCAGCGUUAAAUUCUGCCGCAUUAAUGCAGCUGCCACCGGAGCUGGCGAGCGUUUCCCAGAUGAAGUUCUGCCCUCCUUGUUAGUGUACAAGGCUGGAGAGCUGCUGGGGAACUUCCUGGCUGUUACGCAGCAUUUCAACGAGGAGUUCUUUGCUACCGAUGUAGAGGCCUUCCUCAAUGAGUAUGGAUUGCUGCCAGAAAAGGAGUGUGGCCCUGGAGCUGAGGAGGAGGAAGCAGAUGUGGAGUGAUAAAAGAUGGCAAAAAGUAAGAAUGGAUGAAAUGAAUGGAAGGAAUGUUUUUCUGAAUCUGACAAGAAUAAGUUUCAUUAUUCUUCAGUUAACAUGAUGAGAUGCAUCUGUUUGCACACAAAGCUCAACCUAAAGAUCUCUUUGAGCACGGUAGAGAAAACUACUAAAUGUUUUGUACAGUUUUAAAAGCAACAUGGAAUGGAAUCAAGUCAAGAAAGAUAACGACAUAUUAAACUAUCAUGUUUCCUCUUAUAAACAAAUAGACAACUGCAUGAUUGUGAAAUAGACAAGAAUGAAUUAGUGUCAUGUGGAAUACGGUACAUGUGAUUGCAUAUAGCAAAAGAUUGUGCAAAUAAGAAUGGCCCAGGAUCGUUUUUCAGAAGCAGCAAAACAUUAUAUUUUCUAAUGGCUUCCAAACUGUGAGUUGCUUCUUAAACUAUGCAUGCCCAUCUUUUUGAUUUUCUGUAUACAGAAAUUUCAUGAGGUUCAAGCAGUAAUAUUUGAUUGUUUUACUUUUGGUUUGCACAAAAGUACUGUAAAUUGGUUUGGCUGGUAUUUUGCAUAAACCAGGUGGUUUUGAUGUAAACUGUAUUUUUAGGCAUACAUAAAUAAAUGCAAAUGGGAACAUUCAGCAUUUCCUCUGCCUGUAAUAUAGAUUUAGUUAAAAAAAAAAAAAAAUCUAGAAUUAAUUACUUAAACACAUGCUCCACUUAAACACAAAUUACAUGUCACUCCAAAGAAAGCAUUUGAAGAACAGAAUCAAUCAAGGAAGCAAUAAAGUGAAAAAGAAUUUGCAAA